This is a messenger RNA of Insectozyma verbasci, 1512 nucleotides long. The record is from the annotation of a GenBank genome assembly. Lineage: Eukaryota; Fungi; Ascomycota; Pichiomycetes; Serinales; Debaryomycetaceae.
AUGACAAGAAUUCCAUUAAAAGAAGCUUCAAAUUUAGAAUUAACUCCAUCAAAAUCGUCUUAUACAUCGUCAUCAACUACUGAACCAACAUCAUAUACCCUUACAAAUUAUAAUUAUAAUGAUUUAGAUUUUAUUAAUUCAACAACACCACCAGAUUCAAUAUUCAAUAAAUCAUCAACACAAUUUGAAACUCCAAUAAAAUCAAUAAAUUUAAAUCCAAAUGUUUUAAUAGAUUCAAAAUUAUUUCCAUCAAAAGACAAAGACCAGAAUAAUUCAUCGUCGUCUAAACAAAAUUUAAUAUCUACUUCAUACUUAUCACCUGCUUUUUCAUCACCACAAAAUUCAAUAACUAAGAAUAAUACUCAAUCAUCUCCCAUUAAAAAGAAAUCUACAACUUCAUCUGCAUCAUCUUCCGCGCCUUUUAAUUUAAAUUCUGAAGAUAAACCACCUUAUAGUUAUGCAACAUUAAUUGGAAUUUCAAUUUUAUCUCACCCUGAUAAAAGAUUAACAUUAUCUCACAUUUAUCUGUGGAUUUCAGAUACUUUUAAAUUUUAUAGAAAAGAAGAUGUUGGUUGGCAAAAUUCAAUUAGACACAAUUUGUCUUUAAAUAAAGCGUUUAUAAAAGGCGAAAAAUCAAAAGAUGGAAAGGGUCAUUUUUGGUGUAUUAAACCAGGUCAUGAAGAACAAUUUUUAAAAAGUAGAAGUGUUAAGAAAUCAAGUUAUCAUGAAGUAAUGGAUCAAAUAAAUCAAGCAACAAGAUUAAAUGCUGCGAAAAUGGCUGCAAAAAGAGAAAUAUUAUCAUCACCGACUCCAAAUACCCAACAAGACCAAGAAGAUAUACAAGAAAAUGAGAAAGAAAACUUUCCUAAGUCCCAGAAGAGAAAAUUUGAAGAAGAAGCAGAAAAUUCAGACCAUGGUCUCGAUGUUGAAGAAGAAACUGACUUAACAAUUAUAGAUUAUAAUCCACCACCAUUCAAAAAACAACAGUUGCAAAAAACUCCAACAAUAUCUUCAACUCCACAAUUUAUUAUAAAUUCACCUAAUAGACCAAUAUUAGCAGAACGUAAUUUAACUUAUACAUCAUCAUAUAAUUCAAAUUUUGAAUUAUCUCCAAUAAGGACAAGUGAAACAGGACCAUUAUUAGAACCAAUAACUCCAAAACAACAAUAUCAACCAAACCUUCCCCAUUCAAAUAAUAAUCUAUAUCAUCAAGUAUUAAUUAAAAGAACACCAAAGAAAACACCAAUUAAAAAUAUUCGAACACCAACUACAAAUUCAAUAAUAUUGAAAAAAAUUUGGAAUUCUCCUUCUUAUCUUGAUGAUUUUUAUUAUAGUCCGGUGAAUAAUAAUAUUAAUAAUGGGUUUAAUUCUAAUUCACAUUCAAAAUUGUCGAAAAUAACUGGUGGUAAUAAUCUAAUAUCUUAUGAUGAUGAUGAAAUGAUUAUGAGAAAUUUAGAAAUCCAUUCGUCUCCGAUAUUUGAAAGUAAACAUAUUUUUAAUUGGGAUAAAUAA